UCCUCACUAGAUGUGACAUAUCUUGUUGACAAAUAGUUUUUAUUUUCUUUUAAUUUUUUUUUUUUUUUUUAAAUAAUGUUUAGUUCGUUUAUUUUUUUUAUUGUUUAAAUAAAGUGAAAAACAGUUGUUGUUGUUGUUGAAAAAGUUUUGUUUUUUAUAAAAUUCUUAUUAAAAAUGUCGAAUCAAGAGAAAAGUAUAAAAAGCCAUGAAAGGAAUUGUAUUAGUAUUGAUCGGUUUGGAGAUCAGGGUGGAUACUUUGAUGUUGUCGUGAAACCAAUGUUACAACAAGGCCACGAGGGUGAAUUAUGCGGGUGGUUGAGGGAAAUGAGUUUACUUCGAACGUUUGUCGCUUGUCCACAAGAAGAAUGUAAUGGACGAAAUUUAAUUUGGCGACCGGCAAGAGUCAUUGAUAAAUACAAAUGGAUUUGUCCUGAUUGCAAAGCCGUACAAUCAAUUAGAGAUAAUUCAUUUUUCAUAACUAUUAAAUGUGAAUUAAAAAUGUGCCUUCAAAUUAUUUUAGCAUGGUGUCAACAAGUACCGAGCGAAGUCACAGCAUCCAAUUUAGGAGUAAAGGAGCAUGUGGUGAAAAAAGUUUACGAACGAUGUGUAAAAGUAGUGGAAAAUUAUGUUCAAAAACAUCCAGAGGAAUGGAUUUUAGGUGGACCUGGUUCAAUUAUAAUUGUCGAUGAAUUUCCCGGUGGUUAUAUGUCGGAAAAUUCUUUUGACAAUACAAAUAAUAGAAAACGAAAUAAUAAUUCACACAGUAUUUUAUGUAUUGCUGAAACAAAUCUUUCAUUUGGUCUUCCUGUAGUUCGACCUCGAAUAUGGUUGCAUAUGAUAAAAGCUAGUCCAGUGCCUUCGAAAAUGGAUGAAAAUGAAUCAUUUACUAAAAGUAAAUGCGGAAUGGUGGAGGAAGCUUUAAGUGAAAUUGUUAAACAUGUCGCACGAGGAAGUUACAUUGUUGCAAAUGGUCGUGCACGUUGUUGUAAUUAUGAAUCAGUCAAAGAAUUGAAACAGUAUCACGUUAUUAGUGUUGAAUAUCUACAAAAAUUUGAUUCCAACAGUGUUAAACUCGCCUCUACAUUAGAAACGAUUUGGCAAACCGGAACCGAAAUUUGCGAAGAAGUUCAAGACGCGACACGUUCAUUUGGUAAGAAUAUUCUUGCAACUUAUUUAUGGAGGCAGAGAUUUGGUAUUUCGCCAUUUCAAACAAUUUUAAAUCAAAUAGCAGAGAACUAUAAAUUCACGUAAUUUGAAUUUUUUUUUUAACCCAAAAAUAUAACUAGCGCAUUUUUUUCACUCCAAAGAAAAGCGUGCAACAUUUUUUGCACGAAACCAUUUGCAAUAUAAGAUUAUAAGUUGAUUUAAUAUUCAAGUCCCUAUAUUAAUAAUCACGUCACUUUUUUUUAAUUUAAAUUGGCAUCAAUUCACAAAAAAAAAAUGUCUUCAAAGGAUAAACAAUUUUCAUAUUAUAAAAAAAGGGAAGGAAAAAUUUUGUAAUGAAAUUUAUAGAUAAUAGUUUAAAAAAGAAGAAAGUUUAUAGAUAUAAAUAUUAACAAAAAAAUUUUUAAAAAUUUUAAUUAUCUUAUUUUAUAUGAUUGACAAAAUUUAUAAAUAUGGCUAAAUUUUAUUGAUACUAACAAAAAAUUUUUUUUUUAUAGAUACUAAUAAUUAUUUUUUAUAUAGAAUUGACAAAAUUUAUAGAUUUAAUAUAGUAGUUGAUGAAAAUUUAUAAUUAGAAAUAUUUUUAUAAUAGACAAUUUUGUCUAGAAAGUUGAUAUUAACGAAAAAAAAAAUUAAUUUCUGUUUUUCUUUUUAAAAAUAUUGUAAGUUUUAACGAAAAUUUUCUUCCAUUUUGAUUUAAUUAAUGUCAAAGAGGCUAUAUACUCGAGUUUCGAUAAAAAUUAAAUGUAAUAAUCGGACUUGAAACUCUUAGUGUGUAAUUAAUUUUAGAGAGAUUAAUUGAUAUUAUAUGUUUGAAAGUGAAACAUAACAAUGUCUUCCAAAACAUUUUUAUAUAUUUUUCCAAUAACAUGAUAUUAUAGCAGUGCCUUUAAAACUAAAAAAAAAAAUAACAUCUCUAUAUAUUAAAUGUUAACAGAUCGUUACAGAUUUAUAUCAGAAAGUUAAUUCAUAAUAGGCGACUCAUUCUGUUUUUGUUUGACAGAAAAAAAAAAAUCUUGAUUAACAUCAUUAAUUUCAAUAUGAGAAAAAAAUAUAAUAAUUUUUGUUUAUUACUUAGACCUAUUUUAACUCCAACAAUAAGUGUUGCACAAUUAAAAAAAAAAAAAAAAAAGAAAGAAAGCACAAAGUUGUUACAUAUAAUCACCAAAAAUUUAAGUAUUUAGUGUUAAGUGCAAUUAGUUUAUUUUUAUUACUAAAAAUACAAACUAUCGUUUCAAUUUGCACAAUCAAGUUUUUUAUUAAUAUUAAAUUUAAUUUUAAUCAUUUAUAAAAAUUAUUUUAAAAAUUCUUUUAUUUGUACGUUAUUAUAUUGACAGUGAAUUAAUUUUUAUUGUUAUAUAUUUCAAAUUAAUAUUAAUAUUUCACUCUGUAUG
Messenger RNA from Leptopilina boulardi, 2558 nucleotides. RefSeq lists its product as uncharacterized. Lineage: Eukaryota; Metazoa; Arthropoda; Insecta; Hymenoptera; Figitidae. The transcript is spliced from 5 exons. Bases 175 to 1251 code for a protein of 358 amino acids. The record is from RefSeq and is a predicted model, not a curated record.